UGAGUCAGCGGAAGCGAACGUCGUCGUCGGAGCAGCAGAAACAUUCGUCGUGUGUGCCGCCAGUUUCGGUUGAAAACUGCAAAUGCAAAGAGACAGGUUGCCUGCCGGAUUUAAGUUGCAGCCCAUUUCGUAACAGUUAAAAAGUGUGUGUGCAUAGUUUAAGCCAUUGCGAAACAGUGUUCACUAAAGUGGGAAAAAAAUAGCAAACAAACCAGCGACAUUUGUGGCCCGAAAAAAAACACGUAGAUUAAUUGAUUUAUGCCUGUGACCUUUGCACAGCACACCUGUUGCUUUCGUGCCGAAAGGAGCUGGAUACGGCAUUUAUAUAAGAUGCUUUGAAUGUUUGAGGCAAGAUAAAUGAAGUACCAAUGAUCAUGCAGGAUAUACGCCUACGCCUGGAACCACAGCACAGUAAAGCCACAUUCAUAUCCUCCUCCUCGGCCUCAUCGUCCUCAUCCCAAACAGCUGAGACCACGCUGAUUGAGACAGCUGAGAAGUCGCCAGCCAGUGAAGCAGCUGCUGGAGCAGUGACAACGACAUCGCCGCAGCAUUACUUUCAUCAUCAUCAUCCGCCGGCGCAUCCGCAUCCGCAGCCCCAGCCCCGCCAGCAGCCGCAUCCGCAUAGCCACUCGCAUCCGCAUUCGCAACUCCAGCGCCGCCCGGUGGAGCAGCUGCAUCGGCUGCAUAGCCACCACGAUGUCCAGGAGCUGUCCGGACAGGAGCAUCCACAUCCGCAUCCGCAUCCCCACCAUCUGCGCUCGCCCAGCUCUGAGGAGGAUAAUUCGCCCACAGAAAUGAAUAAUUGCCGUCGUUUGGUGGAUAAGCCGCCGCUGGUGAAACGCCUGACCAUGGGCAUUGGAUUGCUGCGGGGCACCGAGGACAGCCGCCCUCUGAUGCACAGCACAUGCGGCUCCUCGCUGACCUCCGGAUCCGGCUGUGGGUCCACUCAGACCAUCUCCGAUGGCUAUGUGAACGAGGCCAUCUGCGAGCCGGACAAGUACGUGGCCAGCAAGUUCGGCGACUCCUGCCGCCAGUCACUGUCCGCACUGGAGAGUGCCACCCAGCGGCUGCAGGUGGAGCUGCCCGCCGCCAGCAAGAAGUAUCUGAGGGAGACGUGCAGCGCCAACUCCAGUCCGAAAAUGUUUCCCGGCCUCGGUGCCCUGCGCCUGGAUAAUCUCAGCCUAUCCGAGCAGCAGGAGCUUAAGGGGGCCGCCUGGUUUCAGGCGGGCAUUCCCCGGGAAAUAUCCCUGGAGGUCCUGUCCCGACAGAGUCCAGGUGCGUUUCUGGUGCGCCAGAGCAGCACUAAGCCGGGCUGUUUCGCCCUUUCGCUGCGAGUGCCACCUCCUUCACCGCGAGUGGCCCACUAUCUGAUCCUGCGGACGCAAAGGGGCUACAAGAUUAAGGGCUUCACCAAGGAGUUCAGCUCGCUGAAGGCGCUGAUCACGCACCACUCGGUGAUGCCGGAACUGCUGCCCGUGCCGCUGACCCUGCCACGCCCACCCAACACCCGAUCGCAGCGAUCGCAGGGCGCCUACGGCGCCGGAACCGGAAACGGGGGCGCGGACUUCGAGAUGUACGGCUCGCUGAACGACUUUCGCAAAAUGAUGGCCGAUUUGAAUGUGUGACCGCUGGGCGCUCUUAAUUAAUUAAGUAAUUAUGUCACGUUGAUUGAAUUAAGCUGCCCGGCUUGUCACAUUUUCCUGUGUCCUCUGUCGCGACAGGAUAACAAUCUGUUUAAUUUGCGUAAUUGGCUGUGCUGACGAUGGUUGACGUGGCUACCAAUAAAUAGGGUCCAUGUCCAUGUGUACUCGGGCCGGCAAAGGCCCACCUGUCCGACAGGUGCUGCAAAAAGUGCACAAAUUUUUUAUUAAAAUUGAUAAUAAAAUCAGCUACGUGGGCGGCUGCGACGGCUGUGGUUUCGCAGGGGCGUGUGUGCACACACAAAUAUAGGGAAUACGCUCAAAUCAUUUUUGCGAAACUUAUUAAAAAAUGGCAAAAACAUGCAAUAUGUAUACGCAAACAGACAUCAAGUGAUUAUUAUUUUUCGCGUUUUUAUCAAUUCUGCUCGUUUUGUACGGCUAGUGCUGAGUGGCAGAUGCAUCAGACAGACGUACUAUACAUAUCUGAAUGGGGGCAGUCGGAUUAAAUGUUAAUGUUUGGGCAGGGAAAUCGAGGGUCGGCUGCCGGGAUUUGGAGUGCGGAUGCGGAAUGGGCAAAGUGGAUUCUUUUUGUAUUUGAUGCACUCACAUUGCGGUGCAGUAGCUAGAUAGACUUAUACGGGAGGUAAAUGAAUAACCAAUUAUAUUGUAACUCUAUGUAUUUUGUAAUAAAGUUAAUCUUUCUACAUAGUA
This is a messenger RNA of Drosophila sechellia, 2351 nucleotides long. RefSeq names its product EGFR adaptor protein (gene Egfrap). The transcript has 6 exons. The coding region runs from base 369 to 1625 and encodes 418 amino acids. The record is from RefSeq and is a predicted model, not a curated record. Lineage: Eukaryota; Metazoa; Arthropoda; Insecta; Diptera; Drosophilidae.